This is a messenger RNA of Teleopsis dalmanni, 684 nucleotides long. RefSeq lists its product as uncharacterized. Gene Ontology annotation, molecular function: nucleic acid binding. Lineage: Eukaryota; Metazoa; Arthropoda; Insecta; Diptera; Diopsidae. The record is from RefSeq and is a predicted model, not a curated record. Gene Ontology annotation, biological process: DNA integration. The transcript has a single exon. Bases 1 to 684 code for a protein of 227 amino acids.
AUGCACUUUGGCGUUCCGAAGCAGAUCAUAACAGAUCAAGGAAGACAGUUCGAGUCAGCACUGUUUAAUGAAUUAGCGAAACUCAUUGGUGCCAAACAUAUCCGAACUAGUCCACGUCAUCCUCAAGCAAAUGGUUUGAUUGAACGUUUUCAUCGGACUCUGAAAACUGCAAUGAAAUGUAAGCAUGAACAUCAAUGGUCUGAUGCAAUACCUUUGAUUGUGUUAGCGCUUCGAAAUAUCUUUAAAGACCACAAAGUAACUCCUGCAGAAAUGGUAUAUGGGACAACUCUGCGGUUGCCGAGCGAUUUUCUGGAGCAAGGUAAUAAUGACAAAAUUCCAAAACACGAGUUCGUAGAACAUAUGAGACAGAUGAUGUCCCAAAUACGACCAGGUCCCACAAAAGAAAAGGUAUUCUUACAGAAGGAAUUGCAACAUGCUACUCACGUUUUUUUGAAGGAUGAUAGUGUCCGCCCACCAUUAAAAACACCGCCAUUUAAGGCUACGAGGCGUUCAGACAAGAUGUAUGAUCUACUAAUCAAAGACAAACCGGUGCGGGUGAGUGUUGAUCGAGUAAAGGCAGCAUUUUUAUCAAGCGACUAUGAAGACAUAAGCCUAUCACAUACAGAAACUAUGGCAGAUAAUCGAAUGGAUACCAAACCCAAUAAUGUAACACGAAGGGGAUGA